This is a messenger RNA of Drepanopeziza brunnea f. sp. 'multigermtubi' MB_m1, 1077 nucleotides long. RefSeq lists its product as uncharacterized. Gene Ontology annotation, biological process: lipid metabolic process. NCBI's taxonomy places the organism in Eukaryota, Fungi, Ascomycota, Leotiomycetes, Helotiales, Drepanopezizaceae. The record is from RefSeq and is a predicted model, not a curated record.
AUGUCUCUUUUCCAAGAUCGUCACCCUCCGCCGGGAUGGAUCCAUGGCUUACUCACGGCCGCCUGCAUUCUGUCCAUUGCUCUUCCACCUGGGUUUCUUCGUGUCAGUUCUGGAGCUAUCAUAUCCGGCAUCUAUCUGUACAUGCUAGGCUGGACUGCCGAGCAAUCUCGGGAUGCAUACUUGCUCGGAGUCUCAACAAGCAUUCUCGUCUUGAGAUGGAUAGACCUGGUGGUACUGCACCGGCCAGAGAGGGACUUCUGGAAGAAAGCGGGUUCCGCCACUGGCCGAGCUGAUGGACGAGCUCCAAAUGAUGCUUUAGGACGGCUGAAGUGGUUCUUCUUCCUCUGGAACAACCAAAGAGGAGUGGGCUGGAACAUCGAACCGGACUGUCUUCCCCCACCGGUAGGAGAGGAUUGCCCUAGGUCAAGCUUCAUAAAGUACAAUCUGAUAUCUGGAUUGGCAGCAUAUCUUGGUCUCGAUGCGGUUCAAUUGAUGCUCCGAGACGCGUAUGCUCUGGAGAUUACACCUUUCUUUGAGAUGCCUAUGACCAAGCAGGUCUUUAUCUCCUGGGCCGCGGCUUUUAAACUCUACUGUACCAUAUCUCUGUUGUACUCAUUAGGUGCCGUUACUGUCCUGGUCCAUAUUUUCGAUCCUGUUGAUUGGCCGCCCAUGUUUGGAUCUUUUCACCAAGACGCGUGGAGUAUUCGCAGGAUGUGGGGAAAGUGUUGGCAUCAAAUGAUGCGACGACCAUGUGCCGAAGCUGGGCGAAUUACGAAAGAAGCCUGUGGUUUGCGCAAAGGCACUUUUGGCAGCAGAUAUUCCCAGAUCUGGAUUGGCUUUGCGAUGAGUGCUCUCAUACAUCACGCCGGUGCUACUGUGAGCAUGUUCGCAGAUGGUGGUUAUUGGCAGGCCAUGUUCUUUAUGGUGCAGCCAGUAGGUAUUAUGUUCGAAGAUGGGAUCAUCGAAGCUGGAAAGCGAUUUGGUCUCGAUCCGGCGAUUAGGAUAUUGCUGGGUAUUUUUAUGGUUCUCUUGGUCUUUGAGAUUCAUAGUUUCGUUUCAGCCGAAAUCAUGGCAUGA